This is a messenger RNA of Dendronephthya gigantea, 2448 nucleotides long. Its product is annotated as U4/U6.U5 tri-snRNP-associated protein 1-like. The transcript has 31 exons. Gene Ontology annotation, biological process: mRNA cis splicing, via spliceosome; maturation of 5S rRNA. Lineage: Eukaryota; Metazoa; Cnidaria; Anthozoa; Malacalcyonacea; Nephtheidae. Gene Ontology annotation, cellular component: U4/U6 x U5 tri-snRNP complex. Bases 144 to 2384 code for a protein of 746 amino acids. The record is from RefSeq and is a predicted model, not a curated record.
AUGGCUGCCAAAAUCGUUGUAUUUCACUGCGUUGUAUAACUCGUGGUACAAAACGCAGGCAUUUUUUCAUGUUAAAAUUCUCCCAGUGUCUUUAAAAUAUCGACAAUAGAGAAUCUCAUUAUUAGAACCUUGUUUAAAAGAAAAUGGGUUCGUCAAAGAAGAAGAAAGAAGGUGAGCGUAUAAAGAAACAUCGACGCGAUAGAAAAGAUACCGAUAGUUCCAAAAAGUCGCGUGAUAAAAGUAAAAGGCGACGUGAAGACGACGACGAAGAAUUGCUGGAUUAUGCUUUACAUGAUGCUGUACAAGUUCAGCAGAAUGUUUAUGAUUAUGGACAUGGUUUUUUAAGCAAAGUUGAGAAUGAAGAGAAAUCCACAAAAGAUGAAACCUCAUUAAGCAUAGAGGAAACAAAUAAAAUAAGAGAAAAACUUGGUCUUAAACCAUUGGCUGUCCCCGAUACAAAUUCAGAUAAAACAAAUACAUUAAAAGAUGAAGAGGAAUUUGUUCAUGCUCCCCCUGUGAACAUUGCUGAACAAGAAAGUCAGGAAAAGUACAAAGAGAAAUUAAAAGAAAUAAGAGAGAAAAGGGACAUGCAAAAAAAACUGGGAAAAGUGAAGAAACUUGCUGAUAGUGAGAGUGAUAAUGAGGAUAGUGCCUUGUCUUGGGUGAAGAAAGUGAGAAAGAAAGAAAAUGAGAAGCAACUAGCUAUAAAACGAGCUCAGUUGCUGGAAGAAAUGGAUGAGGAGUUUGGUGUUGGUGAGCUAGUUAUGAAUGUGAUGGGAAAUAAAGAAAAGGCUUAUACAGCAAAAGAUCUGAAAGGGUUGACUGUUGAACAUUCCUCUAAAAUGAUUAAGGAAGGGAAAGAAGUUAUCCUAACAUUAAAAGAUUCAGGUAUUUUAGAAAAUGAAGAUGAUGUUUUGGUUAAUGUCAACUUGAUUGACACUGAGAAGGCAGAAAAAAAUAUUGAAUUAAGAAAAAAGAAACCAGGAUAUCAAGCCUAUGAUGAAUUUGAUGAGGAUGGAGAGCAAAAAGUUCAUGGUUUGUUAUCAAAAUAUGAUGAAGAGAUUGAUGGUGUCCAAAAGAAAACAUUCAAUCUAGGCAAAGAUGGUGGGCUAAAUUUAACGAAAGAACAAGAGCAACAAAAAAUCCGUGAACAAUUAAAGAAUGAAGCUGUAUCAUUAACAAUGCCACAGUUGCAAACACAAAGUGAAUACUACACUGAAAAGGAAAUGUUGAAAUUUAAGAAGCCAAAGAAAAGGAGAAAAAUUAAGAAGCGAGAAGCUCUUAAGGCUGAUGAUUUGCUACCAUUGGGAAGCGCUGACAAAAGUGACCAUGGAUCAAGAAAUUCAAGGCCAGCACCAUUGAAAAACAGUAAAAGCCAUAUUAUCCAGGAUGAUGCAAUGGAGUGGCAAAUGGCUGAUCCAGAUGAUGCUGCAAUCCAAGGUCGUGACAUGAAUGAGCAAGAUCAGUUAGUUGAUGAUGAGGAUGAUCAGCUUGAACUACAGCUUGCUCUCACAAGAUCACGACGAUCAAAAAUUAAAAAGGAGAAUGUUGGAGCAGAAAAGGUUGUUGAGUCCUUGACUUCAUUAUCAAACAACAUGGAUACAAAGUCAUCUAACCAAAGCACAAUUGUUCUUGAUUCUACAUCAGAAUUCUGUCGAACACUGGGAGAAAUACCUACGUAUGGUGCCUCAGGUAACAGAGCUGACCUUGAUGAUAUUGAUGAUGAGAUGGAUUUAGAAGAAGCUGUUGAUAAGCCAGGGGGGUGGGAAGCAGUGAAGCAACAAGACAGCAAACAAUCAGGCCUGGAUGAUGCUUCAUUGUCAAAAGAUACAAAUAUAUUGGACGAUGAGCCAACAUUAGGAUUGGGCAUUGGAGCUGCACUAAUGUUGGUCCAAAAAAAAGGUUUAAUUGAAUGUGAUAAAAAAGAAAGGAAACUGGCAGGUGGACUUGCAUUACCUGAAACUGUGAAGGUUAUUGAUGAAGAGAAAAUGAGGGAUGAGGAAAGAGAGAGAUUGAGGGAAAGAGGACGGGAUCGUGACAGAGAAAGAUAUAAUCCCAAUUCAUUCAAAGAGAAAGUUGGUUAUAAACCUGAUGUAAAACUAGAAUAUGUUGAUGAACAAGGACGUCAAAUGAAUCCAAAAGAAGCAUUUAGAUAUCUUUCACACAAGUUUCAUGGCAAAACACCAGGAAAAUUAAAGAGUGAAAAGAGACAGAAGAAAUUUGCUGAAGAUCUGGCUCUAAAGAAAAUGAAUGCAGGUGACACUCCUCUCAAUACAGUAGCAUUGUUCUCUGAGAAACAAAAACAAGGACAAACUCCAUAUCUUAUUCUUAGUGGAGGAGGACAAACAUUUAGUGCAGGACCUACUAUCCAAAAAGGAAAAUAACACUAUUUGAAAACUAUUCCAUGAAUUCUUUUCAACAACAAUGUAACAUAAUUGAGGUAUGUAA